Wasmannia auropunctata (little fire ant) is the source of this 1138-nucleotide messenger RNA. RefSeq names its product probable tRNA N6-adenosine threonylcarbamoyltransferase (gene Tcs3). Gene Ontology annotation, biological process: tRNA threonylcarbamoyladenosine modification. Gene Ontology annotation, cellular component: cytoplasm; EKC/KEOPS complex. NCBI's taxonomy places the organism in Eukaryota, Metazoa, Arthropoda, Insecta, Hymenoptera, Formicidae. The record is from RefSeq and is a predicted model, not a curated record. The coding region runs from base 116 to 1123 and encodes 335 amino acids. The transcript has 4 exons.
GUUGCUAAUCUAUUUGCUUGGAUAAUCUGUGGAUUGUAUGUAUACGUUACAUACAUCACAUACAUGUAUUUGCGAUCCAUUAUUUAUAAUCUACGAAACAGAAAACUUAUGAAAAAUGGUUACAGCUAUUGGAUUUGAAGGUAGCGCAAAUAAAUUGGGUAUAGGAAUAAUUCGUGACCAAUGCAUAUUAUCGAACGUACGACAUACUUAUAUAACUCCACCAGGAGAAGGUUUCUUGCCUCGAGAAACAGCUCAACAUCAUAGAAAACAUGUAUUAGAUGUUUUGCAAAAAGCCUUAGAUGAUGCAAGGAUUAAUUUGAAGGAUGUAGAUGUUAUUUGUUAUACGAAGGGACCAGGAAUGGGAGCACCAUUGACAGUUACUGCUUUAGUAGCUAGAACUGUCGCUCAAUUAUACAAUAAACCUAUGGUUGCUGUCAAUCAUUGUAUUGGCCACAUUGAAAUGGGACGUUUAAUCACUGGUACUAAAAAUCCUACUGUUUUGUAUGUUUCUGGUGGAAAUACUCAAAUAAUUGCAUAUUCUCGACAAAGAUAUCGCAUUUUUGGUGAGACAAUUGAUAUAGCAGUUGGAAAUUGCCUGGAUAGAUUUGCAAGGUUAUUAAAGCUCUCCAAUAAUCCUUCCCCUGGAUAUAAUAUAGAGCAGUUAGCAAAAAAAGGUGAAAAACUGAUAUUACUACCAUAUGUUGUGAAAGGGAUGGAUGUAUCAUUCUCUGGUAUCUUAAGUCACAUUGAAGAACAUCUUUCCAAAUGGCUUGAAACAAAAGCGUUUACUCCCGAAGAUUUAUGUUUCUCUUUGCAAGAGACUGUAUUUGCCAUGCUCAUCGAAAUUACAGAGCGUGCAAUGGCGCAUGUAGGAUCAAAUGAGGUAUUGAUCGUGGGUGGUGUAGGAUGUAAUGAAAGACUGCAGGAAAUGAUGAAUGUCAUGUGUAAGGAAAGGAAUGCGACUCUUUAUGCGACGGAUGAGCGGUUCUGUAUAGACAAUGGUGUUAUGAUCGCGGUCGCUGGAUUGCUUCAAUACAAAUGCAAGGGUGGUACUCCUUGGAUGCAAACUACUUGCGUUCAAAGAUAUCGAACAGAUAACGUACAUGUUUCCUGGAGAAAAUAAAUAUUUACAAGAAAA